Molecule: messenger RNA, 4090 nt
Organism: Mercenaria mercenaria
Lineage: Eukaryota; Metazoa; Mollusca; Bivalvia; Venerida; Veneridae
Product: NXPE family member 3-like
Exons: 7
Coding region: 143-1855 (570 amino acids)
Source: RefSeq, a predicted model, not a curated record
CGCAACGUUUUUAAUACUUUUGGAAAGUUGUAUUGGUCAUUAUUAAACGUGAAUCUGUGGAUCAAUGUCGAAUUUGUUUUUAAAAAAUUUAAUCCAGUUUAGUGAAAUGGCAUUUUUCUAAUUAUUCAAUGUUUUGGGGUGUAUGAAAAUGGAGUGUAUUAGGAUUAAAGCUAGAGUAUCCAUUCAAUACUCGAGAAUAGCAAUUUUGGGAGUCUGUUUGAUUCUGGCCUGGUUAACGUUGGAGGACCUCUUCGAUAUCAGAAUAAGGCUUCAUGAAAUGUUUCCAGACAGGCAUGUUACGACCAGUGACCCUGUUAUUGUAUAUGCACCUUGUACCAGAAUUCCCAGUUCACCAAAGGGAACAUUGUGGCCCGAAGAAAAAUACAUACACGACGUUGAAGUCCAACACAUUUUGGAUUUGGCAGAUCCAUUAAACUCUAGGGUUUGGAUUGAAGGAGGUAGUGUCAGAAAAGUCGGGGACACAGUCAAUGUCAAAAUCCUGCUUUAUGAUGGGCAUGGUUAUAGAAAGAAAACGGGAGGCGAUCUUAUUAGAGCAUGGAUGAAGGAACCAUCUCUUGGAGCAAGUUCUACCGCCAAAGUUAUAGAUAACAAAGACGGAAGUUAUUCAGCAGUUUUAAAAGCAUUCUGGGUGGGACAGCCGGAAAUUGUUGCCGCCAUUAUUUCACCUCGUGAGGUGAUUGCCACAGCCUUCAAAAGACGGUAUAUGUGUCCGCCAGUGCUUAUGAACUCGGCAAUUUUCACACAUCCAUCCGAACCGUCAAUUGUGGAAGAGACGCCAUGUAACUACGUCAAUCAAGUGCCCGGAUAUAGCGAAUUGUGUAACUUUACACAGGAGAAUUAUGGUAGACCCUGGUUUUGUGGAAAACCGAGACAUGCAAGACUUCUGUGUCAUGACUGGACUAUGGUUGCUGACCAAAAUCUUUGGAACAAAGGACUUGAAAAACAGGCACUGUCAGAGAUAGCAUAUGAGUUGAUGACCUUAAACUAUUCUGCAAGAAAAAUAGAUUCCAGUUUAAAAUUAACAGUAGUGAAAGGGGCAAAGAAUCAGUCUGUGUUCGUUCCUACAAACAGAUGCGGCAAAGUCAGCAAAGCCUCGUCUUGGGAACUCGCCUCACCAAGUGGAUUUUUCUAUGAACACAGCUGGACCAACAAGCACUGCCGGACUACUUUCAGUCCGUCCAAACUCGAAUCUUGUCUUAGAAACACAAAGUUGAUACUUAUAGGCGAUUCUACAACCAGGCAGAUGUUUUCCAAGAUUGAAACUCUUGUUUCCUGUCAGUGGAUCACGGAUACAUGGUCAACUAGCGGCAAACACCGGCCGGCUAUUUGCGUAAAUAGUAACUUAAACUUCAGCCUCACUUGGGAACUCCAUCCACUUCCGUUUUGCACUCGGAAUACUCCAAGACACUAUUUAAAAUCUUUUAGUGCAUAUCUCAAUGAAAUACAAGAUCAAAGUAAAACUGUAAUUGUGUUGCAUAUGUACGCUCACGUUCUAAACCAUCAUUCUCAUGUUUUCUUUGAAACAUUAAAGGAUAUGAAAAAGGGAAUCAUUGGACUUUUAGACAGAAAUAAAAAUGCUCAAGUGAUAAUAAAAGGGCCUCAUGCCUACUCGUUUUCAAGAUCAAGCGACCAUGUGAUCUGGAUGCCAGACGCUUAUGCAGACAUUUACCAAACGUUUAUCUACAAUGAAUUUAAAGAUAUAAAUGACAGAGUUAUCUACCUUGAGAGUUUAGACAUGACUGUAUCGAGUGAACAGUGGCAUAUACAUGCGGAGGAUUAUAUAAUACAUGCAUUUGCAGAACAAAUUUUUAAUCGUGUUUGUACUUCAUACUGAAUAUGAAUUCUGGUCCCUGAUUUAUUAACAACAAUCACGCUUUCAUAAUACGUAUAAAAGAAGUACUAGUAUUCAGAUUUAUUACAAAAGAGUCUUUGGCAUUCAUAUUAUUCACAUGCACUUUGGGGUCGGGCAAACCAUAUGAGGGGCUCCGGACCUUAUAAAACAUCUUGUCCAACUGUGUUCUUUUACAUCGGUCCAUGGACAUAGCUUUCAAAAUCUUCCAAGUUUAGUCAGUAUAGGACAAUAUUUAAAAAAUGUCAAACAAUAACAGCAAAGCAUUCGUUAAUAAAGAUACUAUACCAUUCAAAAGCAUCAACCUUCAAUUUGCCAAUAUUUGUGAUUUUAUUUACCAGCCGAGCACACUUUAUCACCCAAUAACUUCCAUAUUGUGUCAACAUAUUUAUAUACACACUUAUUUACUUCCAAUUAUUUGAAUAUGCUAGUCAAAUAUUUGUUCGUCGAAAGGGUUUUGAAGGGUUUGGUAUUCUAUAACCUAUUUAACAAACUAGCAAUUUCUAAACUACUGUCAAAUAAUCAGUAUGAACUCAAACUAUAUCUAUAAGGGAUUCUAAUCACUAGACAUAUUUUAAUUGAUUUGACCCAGAAGUAUACUUACUUUUGGGAUUUAGAAGAACAUGUAAGGUUCAGAAUAACAGCAUUCUCAUAGAAAGAAAGGGAAGUAACACAGACUGUCAGAACCCCAAGUGUCUGUGAUAAUAUUUCUAACUUAAAGCCAUUGAACAAUUUCAUUUAACAAAAGCCCGAAUGAGCUGACCACACUAAAAUGACGCCGCAAGUCUUGUAACUUAUUAUAUAUAUAUAUAUAUCAGAUUUCGAGAUGGGAUAAAGGGCACCGUAACCGUCCGAUAGUAUACUUCUCAGCGGAAGUGUAAGAAUGUAUACAUGUGCAUAUCAUUGUUACUUCUUUCCGAAAACACGAACAGUUGACAAAAAUACUCGAGUACUUCUGCCCAUACGUCAAAGAAAAUGUGACUUUAACUCGUGUAAUAAAGGAGUAGAUAACAGCGACUAGCAUAAUACGCAUCCAUUGUCUUAUGUACGUCCGCCGAUAUCUCCUUCAAAACGAGGAACAUUUUUGAAUGAGACCGAAUUACAGUUACAUUGAAAAAUAAUACAAUUUAAAUUUUAAAGAAUGAAUAAUUAACAACAAUUGUUACAAAGUUCUUUCUAAGAAAUUUAUUUCCGAUUACGUUACUAUAUUCUAUUCUGUCACAGGAUUUUGAGAUGCGACUUCGCCGUUAUUUUGCCAUACCAUUACGGAUUUAAAGGCUGUAAACAUGUAAGCUUAUAUCCUUCCAGUUUUCACUUUUCAUUAGUCCCCUACAGGCGUUUCGCCUGAGGGGAUUUAUGGUGUGCCCUUUCCGUCCAUACGUAAGUCCAUCAGUCCGUCAGUCAGUCCGUCAGUCACGCAAUGAGAUCCUGUGAUAACUUUAACAGUGCAUGAUAUCUUUUUAAUGAAACUUGAUACAUAAUAAGAGAAACUUGCCGUUCGGGAAAUUCAUUUUAAACUUGAGUCGGGGACCCUCCAAUUUCAUUUGUCAUUUGGACUCGGUAUACAUUUUAAACACCGUUUAAUAAAAAAAAUAUCAAAAAUUCAAUUCAGGGAUUUUUAAUAUGCCGCUUUAAAGCCGAAAAGUGUAGCGAAACUGAAACUGAACGUCAAUUUUUUAGUAAAAACGGCGAUUUUCUUUCCAUUUUUUCAAAUAUUUGUCGGCGUAAAACAAUGAUUUUAUAUCGGCAUAAAGGAAAACUUAACUCUCGUCGAAUAGUGUAGAAUUUAAGAAAACUUUUGGCUGGUGCCGUUGCAUGCAGUACCCGUAAGAGUUGCCAAGGAUACGCGGCGACGUCAUUUUCAAAAACGGGCUUUGGUAGUCAACUUUGACGUGUCGUGUACAAAAACUGGUUGGCUCUAUUGGUAUAAAAUAAACUGCACCUUGUUUGAAAUAUGGUCAACUUUACACAGGCCAAAUUUCAAGACGCUACUCGAAAGUUCGCAAAGUGUCGCGUUCUACCUUAAGUACUCUAUGAAAGUCAAUCAAUUCAAUAUAAAUCUAUAUACAUGUAAUAAGCUUCCCGAUCGGGAAGUCAAGUUUCCAGAUUUUUUUAUCAAGUAAUUUCGACGUUAAAUAGAAUUUUUAUUAAGACAUUUAAAAAGAUUGAACGGUAGAAAUUCAUAUAUAUAUUUAUCAAGAUUACAAUGGUAUGUUUCAU